CCUCUCUCGCAGGGAGGAGAUCGCUCGUAAUCGUCCUACUUGACACCUGCAACCAUUACUACAACCUUUUUACGCGAUUUACAAUCCCAAACCCCAACAAAAACAUAUUUAAACCGCUUAAUACAUUUAUUUUUGUAUUAUUUUUCUGUUUAUCCAUCAUUACGCGUGUCCCCGGCGUCUCCAGCGCGUUUGUGCCCGUCUGAAGCGCUUUUUGGGGGGCACUCCUGCGAGCUGUUUGGAUGCUUCGGAGCGGAGUUGAAGCGAAGUCCGAUCCGCGAGACGAGACACCGGGAAAGGAGCGCUCUUUCCGGGCUUGAACAUGGACGCGCCGUGGCUCUGUGUCUCCAUUGUGCUGCUCCUGUUACAGUGUUGUCCACUGUUGUCUGUCACAGUCACGAGUAAUCGUCACAAAGUGGAGGUCAGAGAGAAUUCAGACGCAGUGCUGUCCUGCCUGUACAAAACGGAGAGAGACCAAAACCCAAGGAUCGAGUGGAAGAAGAGAGGGAGGGACGUGUCAUUCGUUUACUUUGAUGGACAGUUCAGAGGUCCGUUCGAGGGACGAGCGACCAUAGAGGGCGCCACUGUCACUCUGCAGAGAGUGACUCAGGAUGAUGCCGGAGAAUACCGCUGUGAGAUCAGUGCUCCUCAGGACUCAGUCAACCUGGGAGAGACCAACGUCACUCUCAAAGUACUGGUCCCUCCUCACACACCCUCCUGUGAGAUCCCCACCUCCGCAGUCACUGGGUCUGUAGUUCGACUUCGCUGUCACGAUCAUCAGAGCAUCCCUCCAGCCACAUACUCCUGGUUCAAAGACUCUCAGCCAAUCAGCUCACCUCGCCAUGGCAACGACUCCUACGUCCUUAACUCAUACACCGGAGUACUGGAGUUCAAAUCUGUUUCCAAAGAAGAUAGUGGAAGGUACAGCUGUCUCGCCUCAAAUGGAAUCGGAACUCCCAAAAUGUGUGAAGCAAAAAACAUGACUAUAGAGGACGUGAAUGUAACAGCAGUAGUAGUAGCAGUACUGGUCAUUGGACUCAUUGUGGCUAUCUGCAGUUGUGGAGGCGUUCUUCUACAUCGCAAUGGGUUUUUCAGUCGACACAGAGGGAGGUCCAACGUGAACUACAUCCCUCCGCCACAAGAGGACUUCAAACACACUCAGUCGUUCAUGCUAUGAGACCCACCAACUCUCCGUCAACCCAGUGCCAACAACUUCAAUUUAUAAAUAUAUUUUUGACUAUCUUCCAAUAACGAAACCUGUCCAAAUCGAUCAAUACGUUUGGCAAUGUCUGUUUUCUAUUGCGUUUUGCUAUGAUGCUUCCAAGGCUCUACACUGACCCCUGGUGGCGAAGUAAGAUCCCCCUUCAAUGCAGGCAAAUAAUCUUACAAUAUUUGAUUUUUCUUGUACCAAAGAGUUGAGUUUGAUGCUUUUUGCGAGUACUUAAAAGCCAUAAACUACUGCAGUAUUUAAGUAAUAUUUUGGUGGUACUUUAUAAUAAUUACAUUUUUCUUAAUAAAACAUAAACAAAAGACAUAAGUUAUAAUGAACUACUGACUACAUAAUUAACAUCCUAAACUUAACUAAUUAAUUAAAGACCAGUUUUUUCCCUGUAUUUGAGCAAGAUGUGUGUGGCCCCAGUACAGAUCUAUUGUAUAAGCAGGUCUUGAGUUCAAAAUAAGUCCGCUGUGUACCGUUUGCGUCUAAUUACAAAGGGUUUUAUUGUCCGAGAAUCAGGAAUUAGCAUUACCAUGAUGGCAAAACUCCACUUUGAUCUCUGAAAGUAGCGAAGAGUGCUUAUAAACUCAUCUUGUGAAUAAUUAGGAUGCUGAGAAUGCAUGAGGUAACCUUUUUGAAAUAGUAAAAAUCAGAUAUAGCGCCUUUAAGUAGUUACUAAACCCAAAUCCUUCUUGUUCAAUAGGUCUUUGUUCAUGUUUAUUAAGGCUUAUUCAAGUGUAAUUAUUAUAAAGUGGUACCAAUAGUUUGAACCCAUUCCGUCCUCUACAAUGUGCCUGCAUGGUAUAUCUAGUUUUCUAUAAGCCUUGUGCCUUUUGGGGUUCAUUUGUGAUAUUUAUCAAUAUUGUUUUUGUAAGAAAAUUAUGAAAAACUUGCCUUAAUUUUGUGUCUUCGAUGGUGACUUUUUAGUGCCACUUUUUGUCAAUGUUUGAUCAAAAAGCGUGAGAUUUUUCAGUGUGAAUGAAUUGUAUAAAAUGUAUUUGAAAGAUGUA
Periophthalmus magnuspinnatus is the source of this 2223-nucleotide messenger RNA. It is a transcript of the gene jam2a, whose product is annotated as junctional adhesion molecule 2a. Gene Ontology annotation, cellular component: tight junction; protein complex involved in cell adhesion; cell surface. The transcript is spliced from 10 exons. The record is from RefSeq and is a predicted model, not a curated record. Gene Ontology annotation, biological process: leukocyte tethering or rolling. NCBI's taxonomy places the organism in Eukaryota, Metazoa, Chordata, Actinopteri, Gobiiformes, Gobiidae. Bases 320 to 1174 code for a protein of 284 amino acids.